CGCCCCCUUUUUGCAAGAGUGAAACUGAUUAUUUCUCCAGCUCGGGAGGAGAGAGUCACUCGUUUGGGAUUGUGGGAGCGAGAGAAAGAGAGACGCAGAGAAGGAGAAGGGAAGGGAGGAAGAGAGAGAGGAGCAGAAAAGGACACCUCAUCAGGCGUGUAGUUCGAAUCCCUUCCUUGCCUCCCCCUUUCCCUCCGCGAUGUUACAAAGGCUCUGAGCUGCUCUCCUUUUCCCAUUCGCCUGCUGUCACUUCCUUCCUGGACGCUCUCAGGACGAGUCCGGUUACUUUUAAUCCGACGAGCAGCUCCGGCACUUUCUCCUCCUCCGCGCUGCACACACCCGCACAGCACGCACACCCGCACACACACCCCAGGCAUCUCCCGGCUGCUUAUUGGAUUGACUUUGAAUCUUGUGCGUGUGCUUCAAGGAGGCUGCAUGGUGAACCAGGUGGUGAAUAUUUAAAGGCUGCAAGAAGUAAAGGGAUUUUUGCUUUUUCCUGAGAAAGGAAAAUAUCUCAAGGACUAGCCUGAUCAUCUAAACAGCUAAAUGUUUAUAAUCAGGGACGGAUGCAGGGGACAGUGAACUGAGUAGUGCAAGUGCUGAAGAAGGAGACUUGCUUUGAGGAAACAGGAAAGAGGAAGAAAAGAGAAGGGAAAAAUACAUAAGUUUAAGGAAGAAGGAGAGACAAAAAAACGGGGACUAUGGGGAGAAAAAAGAUUCAGAUUACAAGGAUUAUGGAUGAACGUAACAGACAGGUGACAUUUACGAAGAGGAAGUUUGGUUUAAUGAAGAAGGCUUAUGAGCUGAGUGUGCUAUGCGACUGUGAGAUUGCUCUGAUCAUCUUCAACAGCACCAACAAACUGUUCCAGUAUGCCAGCACUGACAUGGACAAAGUGUUGCUGAAGUACACAGAGUACAAUGAGCCGCAUGAGAGUCGAACGAAUUCCGAUAUUGUUGAGACAUUGAGAAAGAAAGGACUUAAUGGCUGUGACAGUCCAGACCCUGAUGCAGACGAUUCAGUAGGUCACAGCCCUGAGUCUGAGGACAAGUACAGGAAAAUUAAUGAAGAUAUUGAUCUAAUGAUCAGCAGGCAAAGAUUAUGUGCUGUUCCACCACCAAACUUUGAGAUGCCAAUUUCUAUCCCAGUGUCCAACCACAACAGUUUGGUGUACAGUAACCCAGUCAGCUCACUGGGGAACCCCAACCUUUUGCCACUGGCCCAUCCUUCUUUGCAAAGAAAUAGCAUGUCUCCUGGCGUGACACAUCGGCCUCCGAGUGCAGGUAACACAGGUGGCCUGAUGAGUGGGGACCUCACAACCGGUGCAGGCACCAGUGCAGGAAAUGGGUAUGGCAACCCUCGCAACUCACCAGGUCUGCUGGUCUCACCUGGCAACUUGAACAAGAAUAUGCAAGCAAAAUCUCCGCCCCCGAUGAAUUUGGGAAUGAACAACCGUAAACCAGAUCUCCGUGUGCUUAUCCCACCUGGCAGCAAGAAUACAAUGCCAUCAGUGAAUCAGAGGAUAAAUAACUCGCAGUCUGCUCAGUCACUGGCUACUCCCGUGGUUUCCGUAGCAACUCCUACUCUCCCAGGGCAAGGGAUGGGAGGAUACCCAUCAGCCAUUUCUACAACAUAUGGUACUGAAUACUCUCUGAGUAGUGCAGAUAUAUCAUCUCUCUCUGGGUUUAAUACAGCCAGUGCUCUUCAUCUUGGUUCUGUGACUGGCUGGCAACAGCAACACCUACAUAAUAUGCCACCAUCUGCCCUCAGUCAAUUGGGAGCUUGCACUAGCACUCAUUUAUCUCAGAGUACAAAUCUCUCCCUGCCUUCUACUCAAAGCCUCAACAUCAAGUCAGAACCUGUUUCUCCUCCUAGAGACCGUACCACCACCCCCUCGAGAUACCCACAGCACACGCGCCACGAGGCGGGGAGAUCUCCCGUUGACAGUCUGAGCAGCUGUAGCAGUUCGUAUGACGGAAGCGACCGAGAAGAUCACCGCAACGAAUUCCACUCCCCCAUUGGACUCACCAGACCUUCGCCGGACGAAAGGGAAAGCCCCUCUGUCAAGCGCAUGCGGCUCUCUGAAGGAUGGGCGACAUGAUAACAUUAUUACCUAUUAGUUUUUUUUCUUGCAGUGUGUGUGUGCUAUACCUUAAUGGGGGGGGAGGGUCGAUAUGCAUUAUAUGUGCUGUGUGUGGGGAAAAAAAUGUCAGGUACUCUGUUUUGUAAAAGUACUUUUAAAUUGCCUCAGUGAUACAGUAUAAGGAUAACCAGAAAUGCUGAGAUAAGCUUAGCACUUGAGUUGUACAACAGAACAUUUGUACAAAAUAGAUUUUAAGGCUCACUUCACUGUUGUGCUCCCUUGCAAAAUGUAUGUUACAAUAGCUAGUGUCAUGUUGCAGGUUCAACGUUAUUUACAUGUAAAUAGACAAAAGGAAAACAUUUGCCAGAAGUGGCAGAUCUUUACUGAGAGAGAAAGCAGCUGUUAUGCAACAUAUAGAAAAAUGUACAGAUGUUUUGACAGACCCAACCGUUGGGUGGCCGUGAAUCAAUGCUAGCAAGAGACUGGGUCACCUAACAUACCUAAAAUGCUCACAAACACACAGGCAUAUCAGUAGAGUAUGGCACUCACUUAAAAGGAUCAAAGACAUUUAAAGAGGACCAUACUUGUAAAAAUGUUGAGUUUGAGGGCUAACAUAUUUAAUUUAAAAAAAAAUCUGGGUCUGCAUCACUUUAUUUAAUAAAAAAUAUAAAAAUAUGUACAUUACAUUUUGCUUAUUUUCAUAUUAAAAAAUAAGACAGAGUUUGCAAAGCAUUUGUGGCUUUUGUAGUUUCCUUAAGCCAAAAUGUGUUCUUUUUUCCUUGAUAGCUUUGCUAAUCUUUUAAACAGUCCUGGAGA
Tinamus guttatus (white-throated tinamou) is the source of this 2897-nucleotide messenger RNA. RefSeq names its product myocyte-specific enhancer factor 2C. The record is from RefSeq and is a predicted model, not a curated record. Gene Ontology annotation, biological process: positive regulation of transcription by RNA polymerase II; cell differentiation; heart development. Gene Ontology annotation, molecular function: protein dimerization activity; RNA polymerase II cis-regulatory region sequence-specific DNA binding; histone deacetylase binding. Lineage: Eukaryota; Metazoa; Chordata; Aves; Tinamiformes; Tinamidae.